ACGUGUACCAAGACAAAGGAUGAUGAGUUGGCAUUGCCAGCUCGAUUCAGCUCACCUCAGCCAAGCCAAAAAUCGCUGAGCCGCAGCAGCCGCCUAAAGAUUCUCUCGUGCUCCUAAAAAGUAAAAACGCACUCUCCCAUUUUCCUCCACCACGUGGUUCGUUUUCAAGCCGUUCAGAUCUCCAGGGCCCACAGGAAAUCCAACGACCGAAAUUCCACUUCAUGAGUCCACUCUUAUCGAUAAACAAACGGUCCAAAACCAACCACGUGUCAUCCCCGAUGCAUUAUUAUCCCAUCUAUCCAACGGACCCAAACAACCUCUCUCUCUCUCUCUCUCUCUCUGCGUCCGACACUCCUUUCCUCAUUCUUCGGAACCCGUUCUUCCUUUCCGACCAGCGACAACGAUCAUCGUGAUAUCCCAGUUCUACCCUCACCGAACCCCCCAAAUUCUCCGCUAGCUCAUAGAAAACUUGUCCGGGAUUUUUUUUUCCUUUUUUGUUCUUUUUUCUUUGGGGAUGGCUGAAUCAGACAAUGAAUCGGGGGGGCAUAACAACAGCGGAGGAAACGCUCACAGCGAAACGUCAGCGCGUGAGCAAGACAGGUUCUUGCCGAUCGCAAACGUAAGCAGGAUCAUGAAAAAGGCGUUGCCGGCAAACGCUAAGAUCUCCAAAGACGCUAAAGAAACGGUCCAGGAAUGCGUCUCCGAGUUCAUCAGUUUCAUCACGGGAGAAGCUUCCGACAAGUGUCAGCGCGAAAAGCGGAAGACCAUUAACGGGGAUGAUCUGCUUUGGGCCAUGACGACGCUUGGUUUCGAGGAGUACGUGGAGCCCUUGAAGAUUUAUUUGCAGAAGUACAGGGAAAUGGAAGGCGAGAAGAGCUCCAUGGGAAGGGGAGAAAAAGAUGGCGCCAGUGGUGGUUCCUCCGGCGGGGCAAGUGGCAGCGGUGGCGGAGGGAGUGGAGGUGGAGGUGGAGUAGGUCCGGGUGGUGGUGGUGGUGGUGGGUUCAAUGGAGGAGGGAUGUACGGAGGGAUGAUGAUGAUGGGUCAUCAUCAAGGUCACGUUUACGGCUCCGGUGGGUAUCAUCAUCAGAUUAGCAUGGAGAAACGUGGUGGCACAGGCGUUGCCGCCGCCAAUGAUGAAGCAAGAGGUGGAGCUGCUGUCAGGUCAAGGUAGAAAGUAAGGUAGAUGGUUUGGUAGGGGGUAUGGAGCAUGGUUUAAGAAGAAAAUUGUUGAUGUUAAUUAAUUGUUGAUUGGGGUAUUUAAAUUUUACUUGUUAAGCAUUAACUCGAUUUCUUAGGUCUCUAUUUUGUGGGAUAUGUGAUUGUCGGCAAGAAGAAAGAAGAAGAUGAUGCAUAGUAAAAAAAAAAGUUGUAACCUUCAAUGAUAAAAGAGAAUUAGUAGUAUUCUAAUUUAAUGGGGGGGAAAAAACCUUGUGUGCAACUACUGCAGAUGAAAACUUUAAUUCAUUUUCUGCCGUCUCUUUUGUUAUUA
Gossypium raimondii (Peruvian cotton) is the source of this 1489-nucleotide messenger RNA. RefSeq names its product nuclear transcription factor Y subunit B-3. The record is from RefSeq and is a predicted model, not a curated record. Lineage: Eukaryota; Viridiplantae; Streptophyta; Magnoliopsida; Malvales; Malvaceae. Gene Ontology annotation, biological process: regulation of transcription by RNA polymerase II. Gene Ontology annotation, molecular function: protein heterodimerization activity; DNA-binding transcription activator activity, RNA polymerase II-specific; RNA polymerase II cis-regulatory region sequence-specific DNA binding. Gene Ontology annotation, cellular component: nucleus; CCAAT-binding factor complex. The transcript has a single exon. The coding region runs from base 515 to 1171 and encodes 218 amino acids.